This is a messenger RNA of Ascochyta rabiei, 1320 nucleotides long. RefSeq names its product Acid phosphatase. Bases 1 to 1320 code for a protein of 439 amino acids. The transcript has 2 exons. Gene Ontology annotation, cellular component: fungal-type cell wall. The record is from RefSeq and is a predicted model, not a curated record. Gene Ontology annotation, molecular function: acid phosphatase activity. Lineage: Eukaryota; Fungi; Ascomycota; Dothideomycetes; Pleosporales; Didymellaceae.
AUGCUUUCCUCAGCGCUCCUCACCCUCGCAGUGGCUAACGCCGCCAACGCCGCAUACUCAUUUGAUCCUCUGUAUCAUUUGGCUGGUAUUGCUCCGUACUUUGAAGACCCUCAAUCGGAUCCUGCUACACCUCAAGGCUGCAAUGUCACUCGCGCAGCCUACCUUGUUCGCCAUGCUGCCAUUUACGCGAACGACUUCGACUACGAGGAGUACAUUGAGCCUUUCACAGACAAGCUGGGCAACAUGUCUGUGAACUGGAAGUCUGCGGGGCCUUUGUCUUUCCUGGCAAAGUGGCAGACACCUAUCUCGGAUGAGGAGCUGGAGGACCUGACCACUGUUGGCCGUCUUGAGUCUUACAAGCUGGGCACCGAGAUUCGUCUAAGAUAUCCCGGAUUGAAGAACCCUAAGAAGGUGUGGACAUCAACGGCUGAGCGCACAGAACUUAGUGCCAAGUCCUUCAUCGAGGGCCUGGUCACGCAAAGCAACGAGACCGAGCGCGUCACAGUAUCAGAAGACGACUCAGAGGGUGCCGACUCUUUGACUCCUUACAAGGGCUGCCCCAAGUACAGCUCCUCGUUCGGCAGCAAGCAGUCAGGAGAGUUCCAGGACGUAUACACAAAGCCAAUCAUUGAGCGCCUCCGCGACUUUGCACCUGGAUUCAACUUCACUGCCAACGACAUCACAGCCAUGCAGCAGUUGUGCGGCUACGAAACCGUUAUCCGCGGCUCGUCCCCCUUCUGUUCGCUUGAGCUUUUCAGCGCAGACGAGUGGCUCCAGUUUGAAUACAUGAACGACAUCCAGUACUUCUACAACACUGGCUACGGCAACGAGAUCUCCGGCGUUCUCGGAUUCCCUUGGUUGAACGCCACCGCACAAUCCCUGCUCGCCGACAACUCCACCCAGGACAUGUAUGUCUCGUUCACGCACCGCGAGUUGCCACCCACCGUCGCCGUUGCCCUUGGCAUCUUCAACAACACCGAAUUCGCAGGAGCCGCCAACAUCAACGCCACCAUGCCGCUUACAAAACAAAACUACCAGCGCGCAUGGAAGUCCUCACGCAUCCUUCCGUUCCUCACCAACAUCGCCAUCGAGCGCAUGACCUGCGACAGCUACGGCUACCCCGCCGGAACCUACGUCCGCGUCCUCGUCAACCAGGACCCGCAGCCGCUCGAGUGCGCUGUUGGCCCUGGCGACAGCUGCUCCGAGGGUUCAUUCACCGAAUUCAUUCAGCAGAGGGGCGAGCUGUUCGGCGGGUACACGGAGAAGUGCGCACCGACAGAGUACAACAACUCUACGGAUGUUUUGACUAUUUACAACUAG